CUUUGGGGCAUGGGCUUGGCCCUGUGUGUCCACCCCCUGGACAGUCAGUUCACGCACGGCCUUGCCAGCGCUGACGGCCGAGGGAAGGAAGGAAGCCACCCUGCGGUGAGAUGGGUCAUGGAGUCACAGUAGCCUUCAGCAACACGCCGGAGCCGGACUGUCCUUGAGGGAAUCUGCUAAAAUGGACUUCCCCGGGCCGUGCUCCCUGUUGUGGAGGGUGCAGGUGUGAGGCUUACGGAGGCAAAGCAGAUGGUCAGUGGCUCCGUCUAUAACUACUAGACUCUCCGCGCCCAGGCACACAGGCUCUAGAGGCCACGGGCAUGAUGCUUCGGGUCCUGGUUGGGGCUUUCCUCCCCGCGAUGCUGCUGGCCGCCCCACCGCCCAUCAACAAGCUGGCACUGUUCCCGGACAAGAGUGCCUGGUGUGAGGCCAAGAACAUCACCCAGAUCGUGGGCCACAGCGGCUGUGAGGCCAAGUCCAUCCAGAACAGGGCCUGCCUAGGACAGUGCUUCAGCUACAGCGUUCCCAACACCUUCCCACAGUCUACGGAGUCCCUGGUUCACUGUGACUCCUGUAUGCCGGCCCAGUCCAUGUGGGAGAUUGUGACCUUGGAGUGCCCCGGCCACGAGGAGGUGCCCAGGGUGGACAAGCUGGUGGAGAAGAUCCUGCACUGUAGCUGCCAGGCAUGUGGCAAGGAGCCUAGUCACGGGCUGAGUGUCUACGUGCAGGGCGAGGACGCGCCGGGCUCCCAGCCGGGCACCCGUCCCCACCCCCACCCUGGAGGGCAGACCCCUGAGCCCGAGGACCCGCCCGGGGCCCCCCACGCGGAGGAAGAGGGGGCUGAGGACUGAGGCCCCAACUCUUCCUCCCCUCUUGUCCCCUGCGGAAUGUUGGGUGUCACCCUUGGGGGAAAGGUGGGGAGAAAGGCUGAAGCCCCCCUUUGUCACUGGACGGACUUGGAUUCAGACUUGGACUUGGAAUGCUCUCUGGUUGCCGUGGAGAUCCGAGGGGAGGGGUCGGGGGCCAAGCUGCACAAUUUAAUAUAUUCACGAGUGAGGGGAGGGAGCAGUGGAUCUUCAGGGUUCUUUUUCGGAGGGCGGGGGGGUUCUCUUCCUUUCUGCCUCCUAGUGAUGUGCCUUUGGGAGGGGGAGGAGGUUGGCCACGCUGCUGAGGUGGGUGCGCGGUCCUCACAGCCCCUAGUGGGGCCCUGAGCCCGGCGGGGGUGGGGGGGCGCCUUGCCAGGAGCAGCCUUGAGGGAGGGGCUGGGUCCAGGCUGGGGGGACCACAGGAGAAGCUGGAGCCCCACAGGCUCCCCCAAAGGCCUCCCGUGCCCAGGGCAGCUGCUCCCAGGUGGCACCGAAGUGGCCCUCCCUUGAUGGUGUGCUUGGGAGUCAGGUCUGGGCAGGACCCUGCUGACUCAUGGCCCUGGAGCUGGGAGCCAGGCUCUCUGGGCCUCUCUGGCUUCCUUGGCUUUCCAGGGGGGUGGAGGGAGGCAAGGAAGGAGCCUUCCUGGGCCAGGGAGAGGGGAGGGCUCCCAGACCAUCACCAGAGUGUCCCUCCCUCUCCCUCUCCCACUCCCCCCCCCCCCCCCCCCAGUUCUGGGUCCCUUGGAGAGCUGGUGGAGCCAGCCUUUCCCCUCCUGGGGAGCGCUUUCUAAAUAUCUGACGGUGGGGAGGCUCCAAAGAGGGACCUGGGUGGGGUGGACUCUGGCUGAGCCUCAAGAAACUAGGGAGAGGAGGGGGUGGGUCCUUGGUGGCCAGUGUCCCCAUAGCUCUCCAGCAGCUCUCCACCCAUCACCUCCCUCCCAGCUGCACUUUAACCCAGAGGGGGAGUGGGGUCCUGGGGACAGGGCAGGCGGGCAGUGAGGAGUGCCCCUCGGGACCCCCUCUGCCUGUGUCUGCUCCUCUGACCCCAGGGCGGCUGGUAGCUCCCCCAGCCCCCUGCCUGGGGGUGCCCCCGGCCCUCACGGCUGUUCCGACAAGAGCUUCUGGAGCUUGUAACCAGCAGAUUGUUUCCCUGACGGACCCUGAGUUUUCUCAUGAAUAAAUUCGUUCAAUGCU
Molecule: messenger RNA, 2060 nt
Organism: Prionailurus viverrinus (fishing cat)
Lineage: Eukaryota; Metazoa; Chordata; Mammalia; Carnivora; Felidae
Gene: NBL1
Product: NBL1, DAN family BMP antagonist
Exons: 4
Coding region: 321-851 (176 amino acids)
Biological process (GO): animal organ morphogenesis
Molecular function (GO): receptor ligand activity; BMP binding
Source: RefSeq, a predicted model, not a curated record